Messenger RNA from Emiliania huxleyi CCMP1516, 1248 nucleotides. RefSeq lists its product as hypothetical. The transcript has a single exon. The coding region runs from base 1 to 1248 and encodes 415 amino acids. NCBI's taxonomy places the organism in Eukaryota, Haptophyta, Isochrysidales, Noelaerhabdaceae. Gene Ontology annotation, molecular function: protein binding. The record is from RefSeq and is a predicted model, not a curated record.
AUGGAGCCGGCGAAGCGGGCGACGUCGACUCUGAUCAGCAACCUCGGCGCGCUGCUGCGGGACCAGGGCGACCUGGACGGCGCGGAGGCGCUUUAUCGCGAGGCGCUGGAGGGGCACCGAGAGACGCUCGGCGACCGGCACCCGAACACGCUCACCUUGAUCAACAACCUCGGCUUGCUGCUGAAGGCCAAGGGCGACCUGGACGGCGCGGAGCCGCUGUAUCGCGAGGCGCUGGAGGCGAGGCGAGAGACGCUCGGCGACCGGCACCCGAGCACGCUCACCUCGAUCGGCAACCUCGGCUCGCUGCUGAAGGCUAAGGGCGACCUGGACGGCGCGGAGGCGCUGUUCCGCGAGGCGCUGGAGGGGCGGCGAGAGACGCUCGGCGACCGGCACCCGAGCACGCUCACCUCGAUCAACUCCCUCGGCGUGCUGCUGAAGGCCAAGGGCGACCUGGACGGCGCGGAGGCGCUGUACCGCGAGGCGCUGGAGGCAAAGCGAGAGACGCUCGGCGACCGGCAUCCGAGCACGCUCAUCUCGAUCGGCAACCUCGGCUCGCUGCUGCAGGACCAGGGCGACCUGGACGGCGCGGAGGCGCUGUAUCGCGAGGACCUGCAGGCGAGCCGAGAGACGCUCGGCGACCGGCACCCGAGCACGCUCAUCUCGAUCAACAACCUCGGCGGGCUGCUGGAGGCCCAGGGCGACCUGGACGGCGCGGAGGCGCUGUUCCGCGAGGCGCUGGAGGCAAAGCGAGAGACGCUCGGCGACCGGCAUCCGAGUACGCUCACUUCGAUCAACAACCUCGGCUCGCUGCUGAAGGCCAAGGGCGACCUGGACGGCGCGGAGCCGAUGUUCCGCGAGGACCUGGCGGCGAGCCGAGAGACGCUUGGCGACCGGCACCCGAGCACGCUCACUUCGAUCGGCAACCUCAGCGUGCUGCUGGAGGCCAAGGGCGACCUGGACGGCGCAGAGGCGCUGAAGCGCGAGGCGCUGGAGGGAAGGCGAGAGACGCUCGGCGACCGGCACCCGAGUACGCUCACCUCGAUCUACAACCUCGGUUCGCUGCUGCAAAAGCAGGGCAGGCUCGGGGACGCCAUCCCUCUCUUCUGGGAGGAGCUGGAGGGGUUCGCUGCGCGGUACGGGAAGGGGCAUAAAGAGACGAGGAGCUCGGCCCGCAACCUUGUCGAGGUGCUGACGGAGGCGGGGCGACAGCGCAAGGCUGGCGAGAUCGCAGCCGCGUAUGGCGUCUGA